Brachypodium distachyon (stiff brome) is the source of this 5315-nucleotide messenger RNA. RefSeq names its product protein RNA-directed DNA methylation 3. The transcript has 22 exons. Gene Ontology annotation, cellular component: DSIF complex. Lineage: Eukaryota; Viridiplantae; Streptophyta; Magnoliopsida; Poales; Poaceae. Gene Ontology annotation, biological process: transcription elongation by RNA polymerase II; regulation of transcription by RNA polymerase II; regulation of DNA-templated transcription elongation. Gene Ontology annotation, molecular function: mRNA binding. The record is from RefSeq and is a predicted model, not a curated record. Bases 55 to 5025 code for a protein of 1656 amino acids.
CCGCUUCUCCCGUUCCUCCUCCCCACCCUUCUCCACUCUCUUGCCCCCACCACCAUGGCCGUGAAGGGGAAGGGCAAGCAGGUGGCCUCCGACACGCCCGGCUCCUCCGGCGCCAAGCGCCGUAGCGGCACCGGCGGCGCGGGUCCCUCCUCCUCCUCUGCCGCUGCCGCGAAGCGCCGCCGCCGCCCUGGUGUCCUCCAGUUCUUCGACGACCAAGCCGGCGUCGACGACGACUGCGAGGACGAAGAGGAGGAGGAGGAGGAGGAGUUCGAUUCGGAGCCCGAGGAUGGCCCGGACCACGGCUUCUUUCGUGAGAAAAAGACAGCGAGUGCUAAUAUGAUGAGAACUGAAAGGUCACACCCUCUUCCAUUCCUUGCACAAGUAAAGGAAGAGGAGCUAAGUGGUGAUGAACUUGAGCAAUUUGUUAAGGACCGUUACUCUAAUCGUGUGAAACAUUCUGGUUAUGGUGGCUCUACCCAAGAAUAUGAUGAUGACUGUACCAUGGAUGAUGCAUUGAAAGAGCCUACUAUUUGGAGGGUCAAAUGCAUGGUUGGGCGUGAACGCCAAAUGGCUUUCUGCUUCAUGCAAAAGUUCAUUGAUCUGAAGAAGUUUGGUACCAAAGUGCCAAUUAUCUCAGCAUUCUCACUCGAUCAUAUGAGAGGAUAUGUUUUUGUUGAAGCAGAGAAGGCCUGUGAUGUUACCGAGGCGUGCAAAGGAUUUUGCAAUGUUUAUGUAAGCCGAACUAGUCCUGUCCCCGCAGCUGAAGUUCCUAGCUUGCUAUCAACUCGUGCAAAACCAUUUGAAGUCUCGCCUGGAACAUGGGUGCGCAUGAAAAGUGGAAAUUAUAAAGGAGAUCUAGCACAGGUUGUUAAUGCAGUUGAUGGACGUAAAAGGGUGCUGGUAAAACUCAUACCAAGAGUUGAUCUCCUAGCUAUUUCGAAAAAAUUCGGUGGCGCAGUUUCCCUCAAAGAUGCCGCAGUUCCUGCACCACGACUAAUCAGCUCACAGGAGCUAGAGUUCUUUGGACCUCAUAUCGAAAGGAGGGCUGAUCGUCAGACUGGUGAUGUUUUUGAAGUGCUUGAUGGUUUGAUGUUCAAAGAUGGUUUCCUGUAUAAGAGAGUCGCGCUUAGUUCUUUGAUUUACUGGGGGAUACAACCAACGGAUACUGAGCUUCUCAAGUUCUCUUCUAGUCCAAGCAUUAAAAGUUCAGCUGACGACAUGGAUUGGCUCUCCAGCAUGUAUGGUCAAAAGAAAAGAAACGUGCCCAGAGAACACGAUAUGAAUGCAUCAUCUUCUAAAGACAAAUGCUCCAAGGCAUCAAAUCUUAAAGGUUCCACUAGUACUGAGAGUUAUGAUGACGACGUAAAUGAUGCAUUCAAUCUUCAUGAUCUUGUACUUUUUGGGCGAAAAGAUUUUGGUGUGAUCAUUGCUGUUGAGAAAGAUGGUUUUAAGAUUUUAAAAGGUGGUCCUGAAGGAUCUGCUGUGACAGUUAGAAAGCAGGAUAUUAAGAAAGGAUGUGUAGACAAAAUGUUUACAGCUGUUGACCAUCAGAAGAAGAUUAUAUCCAUUAAUGACACUGUUAAAGUUCUGGAAGGACCAGCACAGGGUAAGCAAGGAGUUGUUAAACACUUGUACAUGGGGAUACUAUUUAUACAUAAUGAUAGUGAAAGUGAGAACAACGGUUUUUUCUGUGCCCAAUGCGGGUCUUGUGAAAAUAUCAAGAAAAGAAGGGAACUGGCAAGUUCGGAGGACAACCCAAUUUCCAUGUUCUCGGACUCACCUUUCAUGCCAUCUGAGCAAACUGAGCAACGGAACAGUAUGCGUUUCAUGUUUUUAUACGACAGGCCUUACAGGGCCAGAGAACAACUCUUCUCAAUUGGGGAGAUGUUGCGUAUUCGGAAGGGACCUAUGAAGGGCUAUCUCUGCCGUGUAGUUCGAAUAUUUCGAAAUGAUGUAACUGUUAAGCUAGAUUCUCUACUGAAGAUCGUUACAGUGCAAGCAGAAUUUCUCUCAGUCCCAACUAAAAGAGGGGAUAACUCAUCUAGUGCCGCAGCUGGUCCUUUUGGAACUCAGGAUACAUCAUUCUUUGGUUCAGAAGCAGAGAAAACCUCAUGGAACAAUGGAUUGACAUCACUUGGCAGUGAUUCUUGGCAACCUCCUUCAAGUUCGGCGUUUCCAUUUCAGAAUGCAGAUGGAGGAGCAGAAGCUGAUCCCUGGUGUAAGAAAACAUCAUCUUCCGCUGAUGGUGAUUGUGAUCCAUGGUGCAAGAAAACAACAUCUGCAGAUGUUGGAAUAUGGAACAAUAGCACUACACAGAAGGACAGCUCCAGUGACAAUUCAUGGGAUAAACAAGCUGGAGGUGGUGGAUUAGAUGUUGGUGGCAGCUCUUGGGCUGGAGCAGCAGUCAACAAACAGAGUGAAAAGAGUGACAACUGGGGUGAGGCAUGUAAGGCGGUGGACAUGGCAACUGGUGGCAACACAGAUCCUUGGGGCAGCAAGGUCAAAGUAGUUACGGAAGAAGCAGAUGGCUGGGGAAAGUCGUCACUGCCACCAGAGAAAAAGUUGGAGGACGAUGGUCAAGGAUGGGGCCGAUCUUUUGGGACGUCAAACAAAGAGCAAGAAAAAGAGGCAGUUUCAAAAGUUGCAGACAACAGCAGGUCUUGGGAUACUGCUAUUGCUAUUUGUGAUGGUUCGGGUGAUGAUGCCUGGGGGAAGUCAAAAGAGAAUAAUGGUGACGGAGCAGUUGGAUGGAAUAAAGCUAUAACCUCUAACCAAAACAGUGGCUCUGGAGGUUGGGAUACUGCUGCUGCUAACUGGAGUAAGCCAUCUCCUGUGGGUCAAGGACAUGAAGAAGCAUGGGGCAAAGAAAAAGAUUCAGCCGCUAAGUCUGAAGAAAUAAACGACGGUGGUGGGAGCUGGAAAAAAGCUGGAUCAUCAGACCAAGUUGGUGCAGGAGAUUGGGAUAAACCAAAAUUUUCUGGGAAUGCUGGUCCAUCCAGCUGGAAUAAGGGAGAGGCAGUUGGAGGAGAUAAUCAGAAUAGCAACUGGAGCAAACCUGGUGGAAACUUUGAAGGUGGCCGUGGGUUUGGGCGAGGACGUGGUAGAGGCUGGGGCCAAGAAUCUGGGGAUUUAGGUGGCAGAAAUGACCAAGGAAACUUGAAUAGCUCAUGGGGUAAUGACAGUUCUGCAAGGCCCUCUUGGAGGUCUGAUACGCAGGUAAGCAACGAAGGUGGAGAUUCUGGUGGUGGUGGAUACAGGGGGAGGGGAAGAGGAAGGGGCCAAUACGGAGGACGAGGGAGAGGAAGAGACAAUGUUUGGGGAAAUGGAGAUCGAGGUAGUUCUGAGUUUGGAAGGGAAGGGAGCAGUGGUGAUACACUAAACUGGGAAAACAGUCAGCCUUGCAGGGGCAGUGAAGGCACCAAGCCAUGUGAUGAGAAUCAGACUUCCACUUGGAACAGCUCAGAUGAUAAAAAAGCGUCCGGAGGUGAACCAAAUGAUCCUUGGGCGAGCAAGAUGACUACUAAAGGCCAAGAACAACAAUGUGAUGCUUGGUCAAGCAAGAUGACUUCGACUGCAGGUGCCGAGAACAACAAUGAUAGCUGGAACACAAAGGCAAAAGAGCCUUCCUGUAGUGAUGGGACAAAUUGGGAGAAUGCUGUAUCUGGUGAAGAACGGCAAGGUGAUCCCUGGGCAAGCAAGACUGAUUGUUCUACUAAAGGCAAAGAACAAGAAACUGAUCCUUGGGCAAGCAAGGUGGCUUCUACUGCAGGUGCUGAUAAUAAUAAAAAUGGCUGGAACACAAAGGAAAAGGGCAAUUCGACUAGUUCUGGAGCUGGGGAAAAGGAGGACACUUGGAAUAUUAAAGGGGGCAAUGGGAAUGGUGGGGGUUGGAACAAUACUGGUUCUUCGGCUGCUUGGAGCAAACCAAGCUCUACAAGUGGAGAUCAGGAACCUGCUUGGAGCAAGCCAACGUAUGGUGAUGAUGAUACUGGAUAUGGCAGGGGCGGAUUUGGACGUGGGAAUCGAGGCAGAGGGAGAGGAAGGUUUGGUGAUGGUGGAUCUUCAUGGAAUGGAGGAAGUAACUUAAAUGACGAAUCAGGUGGAGAAAGGUCUGAAGAUCGCUGGAACAGGAGGGAUUCUGAUGGUGGCAGAGGAAGAGGCAGAGGACGGUUUGGUCGAGGUGAUCGCCAUCAAGAUAACUUUGGGUCAGGAGAUGGUGAUGGUGGUAGCUGGAGCUCUGGCAGAGGAAACAGAGGCCGAGGUGGUGGUUACAGAAACUGGAAUGACAACAAUGAGGGAAGGUCCUUCAGUCAAGGUCGAGGCGGUGGCUGGUCUCAGUCUUCUGACUGGAAUGCCGGUAAAAAGGAAAGCACUGAAGGAGAUCAAGAUUUCUCAAAGGGCAAGUCAAGCUGGGGUGGUGACAAAAAUGAUAGCUGGGGAGGGCCAAAACAGUCUGGUGGAGAUGAUCAGGCUGGAAAGAGCGAUGGGAGUAACGCCUGGAAUCAGAACAAACCAUCUUUGGGUGAUGGAUCCUCUGUCCUGGGUCAGUGGGGUGGUCCUUCUGGGGACACUACGACUUCUAGAGGAGGAUCUGUAGGCGGGGGAGGAUCUUGCGGUAAUAGUGAAAAUCAAGCUUUCUCGAAAGGCAAGUCCAACUGGGGGAGUGACAAAAAUGAUUGCUGGGGAGCGCCAAAACCACAUGGUGGAGAUGAUCAGGCAGGAAAGAAUGAUGGAAAUAACUCCUGGAACCAAACCAAACCAUCUCUGGGUGAUGGACCUUCUAUCCUUGGUCAGUGGGGUGGAGGGGCACCUGUAGGUAGUGGGGUAAAGAGCAAUGAAGAUGGCUGGAAUUCAUCAAAGGGAACUGAAGGUGGAACAAAGAAGGAAGGAUCUUGGGGGAAGCCUGGAGGGAGCGGGAGCGGUUGCGGUAGCCAAGGAGGCGGUGGCAGUUCCUGGGACAAGGGGAAUGCCGGUGGAUGGAACAGCAACAAGGGUGGUGAUACCAGCAAGGGUGGUGGGUGGUAAGUUCGUUCGAGAACCAGCUUGUGCCUGGUUGGCGCAUGUACAAAAGAUUUCCACCUGACGUGAAGUCAGUCUAUGUAUAUUUUCCGCAUCAUGCAGCAAGUCCCAUCUCACGUCACGCUACUCGUUGAACUUAGAACAUGCCCAAUCGCCAGCAGAAUGUUUCCUCGUACUGGUGGUAAUUAAAUUCGCAGAUGGCUUCUGUUGCGAUGUUUUGUGGUGAUGAUGCUCUGAGAUAAAUGCUGUGAUUCUGUGAAUGAAGGACCAUAUGCAGAUAUGCUCUUAACUGUCUA